UGUCUGCCAGAUAAACACCGUAGACAUAAACACUGCUGUACACUACACUGUAGUCUGUUGCUUCCUUGGAUUCCUAAACAGUGUCAUCGAUGGUUGAGCGUCCGAAACGACUCUUAAACGACUGCUUAUUUGAACUCGAAAGCUAGUUUUGCUAGCGGGAGUCGGUCAAAGGGAAUUUAAUGUGUUUUUUCUGGCGUUAAUAUCUAACGUUGUUACAUAAGAAUGUGGCGAUAAGCUGUAGAUGUAGCUUAAUACCGGCCUGUUUUAUUAAAAUACGCCUCUAGCUUUACACCUGUUACGUUUGAUUAGCAAUCCUCAAGCUAACCUGUUUAACAAUGGGAAUCAGCAGGAUCUAUAUUAGCAUAGGCUAUGCUACGUUUGGUGCUCUGGUUGGAUUGUCGGCGUUUUUGGUUUGGAACAUUGCGUACAAACAGCCAUGGACGGCGGCUAUGGGAGGCCUGUCAGGAGUGUUGGCGCUCUGGACCCUUGUCACACACAUCAUGUACCUGCAGGACUACUGGCGUACCUGGCUCAAAGGCCUGAGGUUCUUCAUCGUUGUUGGGCUGGUCUUCUCGGUUCUGGCUGUAGCUGCUUUCAUCUCCUUUCUAACUAUUGCCAUCACACAGAAGCAAUCUCCGACUGACCCAAGGAGCCUGUACCUGUCCUGUGUGUGGAGUUUCCUGACUCUCAAAUGGGCCUUCCUUUUGUCCUUGUACUCGUACAGAUACCGCCAGGAGUUCGCAGACAUCAGCAUCCUCAGUGAUUUCUAGUCAGUGCUGACUUUAUAGACUGCAAUGGACUUUGAGGAGUUUAGGCUGCCAGCAGGAGCUGGUCAAAGAGUUUUUGUAACAAAGAGGAAAAGCAGAUAUGGCUAGAUUAAAAAGUCAUCUGACUUUUACCACGUGGAGUUGCACUUGCUUAACAAGCUCUUUAUUUUUAUUGUAACCUCUUCUCCUACUUUUAAUGACCCACAUAUCAUAUUUCUGUUUGUAGUCACUCUCUGUUGAAUUAUUUAAGUUCUAUUUAUGAAGAUAUGCAGAUGUUUUUAGACAUUUUUCUUGAGAGUGACCUAAUCUUGAAAUAGUUUAAAUAGAAAAGGAAAUCUCAAUAUUAACAGACUUUAAAGAAAGUAAGUGAAAGUGAAAACGCAUAGGAAGCAACAAAAGAACCAAAACUAAAACUACUCUGCUAGCUUGACAGUUGAAAUGCUUGAUUGUACAUAAAUUAACUUUUUUAUAAAUGCAUUUGCGAAUUAUUGAAAACCCAUAUCUCAAGGUAGUUGCAAUUUUAGUGUCUCUUUUCAUUGUCAGUGAAGCAAUUGAAGAAAGUGCCGUUUCAAAUAGCCAAUUUGGAAAGUUCCACUUUAAAUUAAAGUUGUUUUUUUUUAAAGAGCAGUAAUUUAUAAUGGGGGACGGAGAAGUGUACUUUAUUUCUACUUGCAUAAUCUGCUUUUCUUUCCAUUAGAGCCAAUUGAUUGUGAAGCCUGAUGAAAAGGCAGCCCUGUGUAAUAUGUGCGUUUCAUAUUUUUUCCACAAGGGGGAGACAUGCUAUUUAAAGAAACACAACAUUCCUCAUAAGAGAAGGUGGAAAAGGAUUUAAUGGAAAAAUUGCACUUUAGUGUUUGAUAUUUAUGCCAUUGUUUUGCACACAGAUCAUGUUACAGUGGAAAAUCACGUGUCUCACAUUUGUCAUUUUUACCCCACACAUGUUUAAUGUUGAAAUACACUAUUUGUCUUGUUUUCCAUUUCGUAUUAUUUGUGUCAGUCAAGUAUGGCUACCCUUUUUUGUGGUUUAUUUUCAGCUGUAACCUAUGUGUACUUUUAUCAUAAAAUGUAAAUUGUGUUUUAUUUGAUCGGAGGUUGAAUGUGAGGAUGCUACAUAGAAUCUGAAACUAUUAAACAUGCAUUUAUUGUGUAAUUACAAAAUCA
Molecule: messenger RNA, 1928 nt
Organism: Sphaeramia orbicularis (orbiculate cardinalfish)
Lineage: Eukaryota; Metazoa; Chordata; Actinopteri; Kurtiformes; Apogonidae
Gene: slc48a1a
Product: solute carrier family 48 member 1a
Exons: 3
Coding region: 336-770 (144 amino acids)
Biological process (GO): heme transport
Cellular component (GO): lysosomal membrane; plasma membrane
Molecular function (GO): heme binding; heme transmembrane transporter activity
Source: RefSeq, a predicted model, not a curated record